GGUUGCUUAUUAUUAUCAUAUUUAUUGAAUAAUAUUUAUUUGGUUGGUAACAUGUGCACUUAACAUUGUUUUGAAAUCGCAAUGUUUUCAAUGAAUCAGAAUACAAAAUAUUUCACAUCUUCUACAUAACAUACGAUCCGUCUGCAAGAUGGUGGUUUGGUGUCAUCUCAAUCCAGUUAAUCCGGUUCUUUAACAGAAAUAGACCAAAAUCAGACUCCAUCUAUUGCCAAAUAUGAUUCGUUUGAUAAGAUACAAUGGUUUGAUCCACAAGAAAUCUGUCAGCGUGGUCGAGGAUGUGGUCAGGAAAGGAUUCACAGUUGUGUACAAGAAGGCAAAGGCUACAAACAAGCCCGCUAAGAAUACUGUACGUCGUCCUUUCAAAGCUGGUGCAAGAAGAUCACUGUACAAGCUGAAGAGAUUUAUGAAGGCCAAUCACUAUCGCACGGACCUCUGCAAAGCCACGCUUCGCCGCGCCUCAGCCAUCCUUAGGUCUCAGAGGCCAAUCAAGGCCAAGAAACCUAAAGCAGCUGCAGCGAAAACAGAAUAA
Molecule: messenger RNA, 547 nt
Organism: Chilo suppressalis (striped riceborer)
Lineage: Eukaryota; Metazoa; Arthropoda; Insecta; Lepidoptera; Crambidae
Source: the annotation of a GenBank genome assembly